This is a messenger RNA of Cooperia oncophora, 1101 nucleotides long. NCBI's taxonomy places the organism in Eukaryota, Metazoa, Nematoda, Chromadorea, Rhabditida, Trichostrongylidae. The record is from the annotation of a GenBank genome assembly.
AUGACUGAAAAACCGGUGGACAAGGCGGAAAAGCCUGCGGACAAGACUGAAAAACCGGUGGACAAGACUGAAAAACCUGCGGACAAGUCUGAAAAACCGGCAAACAAAGAGAAGAUAGAGAGAGUGGGUAAGGGAGGCGAGAUGACGAUCUUUACAAAAGGGCUCGUCUUCAUUCUUCACGACUUCUCCUGGUGGACAUCAACACACGGUAUUCCACAUAUUGGCCUCGCAAAUGCUCGAUGGCUACGGAUUACAUGGAUAAUUAUUGUGCUGAUCUGCAUCGGUGCCUUCAUUUGGCAGUUCGUUACGCUUCUUAAUACUUAUCUCGCUUAUAAUGUCAACACCGAGACCGAGGUAGAUGCUUACGUAGCUGGCACCGAGGAUGCCGACUACGGUUUUAGCGGACGUCUCGACGGCGAACGUCAACAAAGUGCCACAAAAUUCACUCUUCUGAUGAGUGAAAUCCUCUAUUCGUCAAGUAAGGCGCCGGAAAAGUACUGCAGAAGAAGUACUAGUUUACAGGGUGCGCAACAUGCGUACACAUACGAUGACCUCGUCAUCAGCUGCACCUACAACGCUCAGUCUUGCAAUGUGACGGAUUUUCAAGAGUUCUACGAUCCGACUUACGGUGUCUGUCAUAUGUUCAACUUUGAUGGAACCAAGAAUUCGUCGAGAGCAGGACCUCUCUACGGUCUUCGAAUGGUGAUCCGAACUGAUCAGGCAAAGUACCUGCCGUGGACAGAAACUGCUGGAGUCAUUAUGUCCAUUCAUGGCAAGGACGAAGUACCGUUCCCGGACGUGUUUGGUUACUUCGCUGCUCCAGGAACAGCCACUUCCCUGGUGUUCGAUUCAUCAUGGCAAGCAGACUUGCCACUCCCUUUACGAGUACCUUACACGCAGGACAACACUGCAAUGCAAUGCAUUGACUUUUUACAGAUGGAGUCCUGUUUCCGCAAUUGCCUUCAAGAACGAAUCAUAACCGACUGCAAGUGCUACGAUCCGGCUUAUCGUCAUGGGGAUGACGGUGGAGCCACACCGAGUUGUGCGGUUGGAAAUCAAUCGGAAAACUGUAAGUGUGACUAUCUCCAGAUCUCAAUCUGA